Rhagoletis pomonella (apple maggot) is the source of this 1192-nucleotide messenger RNA. RefSeq lists its product as uncharacterized. The record is from RefSeq and is a predicted model, not a curated record. Lineage: Eukaryota; Metazoa; Arthropoda; Insecta; Diptera; Tephritidae. The coding region runs from base 533 to 1093 and encodes 186 amino acids. The transcript has 3 exons.
UGAAUACUCUGAAAUCCUGGUAUGCAGAGUAUACAUAUACAUACGAAUAUGAAUACAUAAAGAAGCUGUAGGUGACACAACGAGUUCAUACCAACGGUAAAUGUUGUUUUUGUACGAUUGAUACAACCUGUAGUUGUUGAAUCAUGGCCUAGUGUGCUAAAAACACUGCCCAGGAUGUACUUUCAUAUUGUGCCAAGUGUGCUACUGUGAUAUAAUUUAAUCGAAAAGUGCGCCUGUGCGUGCGUCACAUUGACGAGUGUCAGCACAGUAGCACAGCACUGUGCUGUGUUACACAUCUCUAAUGAGUUGUCAAUUUAGAAAAAUCUUUAACGAUGACUGACACGGGAAAAAGGUUAUUUUCAUAAUUUUUCAUAAAUGAAUUAUUAUUACUUUUUUUGUUUAAUUAUAGCAAGAGAAAAGUAUGAACGAGGGCGGAGACGCUCCUUUUCCUUAAUGCUAUGGGGAAAGGAAGGAAGAAUUUCUUCAUGCACGUAAAAAAAAAAAAUACGCAUAUCAAAAUGUUUUGGAAGAUAUGAUUUUCCAAGGUUUUGUGGAUACAACGGUUACCACAGACGCACUUUUUGCGAAAAUGCGUACGCUUUUAAAAGCCUACAAGUCUGCCAAAGACAAUGAAAGGCAAACAGGAACUGCUCCUCGCACUAUACCAUAUAUGACAGAAAUGGACGAAAUUUUUGGUGAGAGUUGUUUGGUUGUAAAUGAUCAUACCAUUAACAUAGGAACAGAUCCUCAGGAGGCAUUAAUAGAAACAUGUACCAUCGAGCUGUUAAGAGACUCAACUAGGGUUUCGCCAAUCCCUGAACCGAGCAGCUCAAGUCAGUUUCAAGAACUGAGUACCUCCACGCAAUCGCUGAACACACCAACGCGAAGCCACAAUUUACAGCCGAGUAUGCCCGCUGCGAACACACGUGUUAGAAAAACGGCCAGGGAUCGUUACUUUGAAAAUAAACUUGAGCUGAAGAGAAGAAGCUGUGAGGAGAAAGAAAAAUUCCAUGCAGAUAUUCAGCGUAUGUUGCAAAAUUUAGAGAAGAAGCGUGAUUUGCAGCUAGAGUUGGAGGAAAAAAACUUAAAAUAGAGGAGGAAAAGUUAAAACUCCUACAACAAUGCUGCGGAGAUGAUUAGAAAAGAAAAAGUUUAAAUAUUAAAACAGACAAAAAAGUAAAAAAAAAAUUAA